Molecule: messenger RNA, 3881 nt
Organism: Nasonia vitripennis (jewel wasp)
Lineage: Eukaryota; Metazoa; Arthropoda; Insecta; Hymenoptera; Pteromalidae
Gene: Cul5
Product: cullin-5
Exons: 10
Coding region: 253-2652 (799 amino acids)
Biological process (GO): SCF-dependent proteasomal ubiquitin-dependent protein catabolic process; protein ubiquitination
Cellular component (GO): Cul5-RING ubiquitin ligase complex; SCF ubiquitin ligase complex
Molecular function (GO): ubiquitin protein ligase binding
Source: RefSeq, a predicted model, not a curated record
GCGGCAUCCCGCAUCUAUAUAUGCAUCAGCAGCAAUGGCCGCGCUCGAGAUGUUUCUCUCUCGCUCUUUUGUGCAAUAUAGGUAUACACACCUAUAGGUAUACCUACUCCUUGUCCCCGUCCCUUCCCUUUUCAACCGCUUUUGAAGGCGCUUUUGCACACCAGUGCACAACUGCUAAAUUGCCCCAUUGGAUUGGCGUGGUCACAUAACCUCGUAUGCACGGCGACGACGGGACAUGUCAAAAUUUCUGUAAUGUCGUUGUUAAAGAGCCAAUUUACAUUCGAAGGUGCCUGGCCAUGUAUGCGUCCAAUUAUUCUGAAGCUUUUAAAGCAAGAACCAGUAACACAGGGAGAAUGGCAGGAUCUCUUUUACUCGGUUCAUCAGGUGUGCCUGGACGAGAAAGGCCCACCCAAAUUAAGAGAUUCUUUAAAAGAAGACAUCAUGGAUUUUAUUAAACAAGCUCAACAGAGAGUCAUGGCGCACCAAGAAGAACAAGCUUUGCUAAAAGCUUACAUAGCAGAGUGGCAAAAGUUUUUUACUCAAUGUAAUUAUUUACCAACCCCUUUUAGGCAGCUAGAAGCAUCGCUACGAGGGAAAACAAGUAGUAGCAUGCAAAAGAAGAAUCAGCCUGAAGAAAGUAUUGUAAGAAAGUUAAUGUUAGACAGUUGGAAUCAGAGCAUAUUUAACGAUAUUAAACAAAGACUUCAAGACUCAGCUAUGAGAUUGGUACGAACAGAAAGGAAUGGUGAAGUUUUUGAUUCACAACUUGUUAUUGGUGUUAGGGAAUCAUAUGUAAACCUUUGUUCAAAUCCAUCAGAUAAACUAGAAAUCUAUAGAGAUAAUUUUGAAGCUGCUUACAUUGAAGAAACAGAAGCCUUCUACUGGGUCAAAGCACCUGAACAUUUGUAUAUGUAUGGGGUGGAAAAGUACAUGAGGUAUGCUGAAACAAAACUGAAAGAAGAGGAAUUACGUGCACAAAAAUACCUUGAACCCAAUAGCGCUAGUGUACAACUAUUGAUGGAGCGAUGUGUAAAAGUAUUGGUUGCUAAUUUUAAAACUGUUAUUCUCUCAGAAUGUCCCAGGAUGAUACAGCAACAUCAAACAGAAAAACUUCGACUGAUGCUCAAGUUAAUGGAUCGUGUGCCAGAAGGCGUGACGCCAAUGCUGGUCGACCUAGAAGAUCACAUAGCCACCGCGGGUUUGGAUGAUAUGAUGGCCGCAGUGGACAUAAUCACUCAAGAUUCAGAGAAGUAUGUCGAACGGCUUCUCGACCUUUUUCGACGCUUUUCAAAUCUGGUUAAAGAAGCCUUCGACGACGAUCCUCGCUUUCUGACGGCACGCGAUAAGGCCUAUAAGCUUGUUGUCAAUGACUCCUCCGUUUUCAAGCUUGAUUUGCCUAUGAGACAGGGGAGCGGUGGUGCGCCCGCCGUUGCUUCGGCCGCCGCUGCUCCACUCAUAGGUACCAUCACCAGCCUGGGUGGACCCAAUAGUAAGCCUGUUAAUAACAAUAAUGGGCUGCCCGAGUCUAAGUGCCCUGAACUCCUCGCUAACUACUGUGAUAUGCUGUUGAGGAAGACGCCACUCAGCAAGAAGCUCACCUCUGAUGAGAUUGAGAGCAAACUCAGAGAUGUGCUUCUAGUACUAAAGUACGUUCAAAACAAGGAUGUCUUUAUGCGCUAUCACAAAGCACAUCUGACGCGACGUUUGAUUUUGGACACGUCUGCUGACUCUGAAAAGGAAGAGAACAUGGUAGAGUGGUUGCGAGAAGUUGGGAUGCCGGCCGAUUACGUCAAUAAACUCGCUCGAAUGUUCCAGGACGUCAAGGUUUCGCAAGACUUAAACCAACAAUUCAAAGAGCAAUGUCGAGCUGCUAUUGCUGACAGCAUCAAUAUUAAGAUAUUGAAUGCAGGUGCGUGGGCAAGAGGUAGUGAACGCGUCACAGUUAGUUUGCCACUUCAGCUAGAAGAUUAUAUACCUGAGGUUGAGGAGUUUUACAAGAAAAAGCAUAGUGGUAGAAAACUCCAAUGGUAUCAUCACAUGUCCAAUGGCACGAUAACGUUUUCGAAUCAAGUAGGCAAGUUUGACGUGGAUGUAACGACGUUCCAAAUGGCCGUACUGUUUGCCUGGAAUCAGCGGCCACUCGAAAAAAUUUCCUAUGAGAAUCUGAGACUGGCGACUGAAUUACCUGACCCAGAAUUAAGGCGAACUCUUUGGUCAAUUUGCGCUUUCCCAAAGAUCAAGCGCCAGCUAAUCAUUGCAGAUCCUCCCGCUCAAAGUCCCAAAGACUUCUCACAAGCCACCAAGUUUUGGGUUAAUCAAGAGUUUGCAAUAAUAAAAAAUGGCAAAUUGCAAAAACGAGGAAAGAUUAAUAUGAUUGGACGUUUGCAAUUGUCGACUGAGCGUAGUAAAGAAGAGGAUAAUCAAUCUAUUGUGCAACUUAGGAUAUUACGUGUGCAAGAAGCGAUCAUAAAAAUUCUAAAAAUGCGAAAGAAAAUCACUAACAGCCAACUACAAACAGAAUUAGUUGACAUACUGAAGAACAUGUUUUUGCCUAGUAAAAAGAUGAUCAAAGAACAGAUUGAGUGGCUUAUUGAACAUAAAUAUAUUAAGAGGCAUGAUAAUGACAUCAAUACAUUCGUUUACAUGGCAUAACGACGAUUAUGCAAAAAACUCACUCGAGUUGGCUCUCGACUAAUGCACUAUAUUUUUGUAAUAACUUGAGUUAGUAUUUGCAAAAUCUCAAGUUAAAAAUGUGGUAUAUGCGCAAGUUAUGCAUUAAGUGAAAAAUCAUACUUGCAGCCGUCAACUGCAGUGUUGCAGUUGAAAUCAAUAAUGGUGAUUGCCUCUUGGCUAAAAAAAUUAUAAUGGGUCAAGGUCGCUUUAAAAUUUAUGAAAGAAUAAGACAAACUCAAGAUGAAUUGUACAUGCAUUUGUAAGGUAGUAGUUUUAGCUUUGAAUAAUUUUAGGCUAAAUAAAUAAUAUGUAAGUUCUUGAUAUCCUGUUUUUCUCAAUCGCUUGACUUGCAACUGUGAUUUUCAAGUGACCACGCGUAAUUGAAUUUUUUCUUUAUAUAAACAUCUAUGGUUUUUUUAUGUACGAUAAACUUCAGUUCCGGAAAAAAAUUAUGUAUUAAUAAUGACAACGUUAUAACGAUUAGACUCUUUUAUACAUACUGUUAAAAAUUAUAAAUUCAACUUGAGACUUCAAAUCUUAUUUUCACAUCAAGUCAUUUUUUAAUUACAAAUUACAAUAGAAAAGUAUAUUUACACAUAAUUAUUUUUUCGGGAAUGAUAAUCUGUUUUCAUGUAAGAAUUUACCAUUAUAAGUUAAUAUCGAUAUUGAAGAAAUUGAACAUGAAAUUGUGUCCAACUUGAUGAACUGAUUGACCGUAUAUGGCUUUCUAUAAAAAAUGUAAUGAAACACAAAGGCCUGAAUAUUAUAUUUUUUAUUUAUAAAUAAUUUUAUGAUAUGUAUUAACAGCUUCAUUUAUUAAUAUUAAUUUCCGUUCACAAUGAAUUUAUUUUAUACACAGCUUCUAUAGCCAGGCAAAUUUUUGUUCUUGAAAUGAAUACAAUGUACCAGAGCAAGAUCAAACUGACAUUUAUUUUUUAUUUUAUCUUAAAUUUUAUAAAAAAGUGGAAUUCUCGUACUUAGCUUUCAAAGCACAGGAUAGUAUUAUAGUCGAUCAAAGAACUUAAAUUAUGCAGAGAUUGUUGAGAUGAGUUUAAAUUUAUUUGUCAUUUACUUGAUCGAGGUCAAUGCAUAAGAAUGAUUUGUAUAAAGCCUUUGUAAUAUUUAAGCGUUGAGAAUAUUGGAGUGUAAGAAUUUGAACAUUUGAAUUUUAACAUUUGGAUUAAAGGAAUGUCAAAAUUUUUGUCAAA